Messenger RNA from Puccinia graminis f. sp. tritici CRL 75-36-700-3, 330 nucleotides. RefSeq lists its product as uncharacterized. NCBI's taxonomy places the organism in Eukaryota, Fungi, Basidiomycota, Pucciniomycetes, Pucciniales, Pucciniaceae. The coding region runs from base 1 to 330 and encodes 109 amino acids. The transcript has a single exon. The record is from RefSeq and is a predicted model, not a curated record.
AUGGUACUGAUUACGAAUGCCUCAGCGGAACAUAAACUCGUACCAGGUUUUGUUUAUCAACUCAGUGGUAAAUUACUACUCCUGAAUACGCCUGCACCCCCGAUGGUGAACUACUUCCACGAGAUGGUUAGUCGAGUAUACUCUGAAGUGAACAAGCUAGAGCAAGGAGAAGAGAAAGUCUUCACCUUGGGCAAAGGUUUAGUAGUCACGGUGAUGAAACCUAAUCCAGCAGCCGAGGAGGAUCUCCAACCAUCUAGGAAGCAAGACCUAAUUAUUCUGGUUAAUCACAGCGAUUGGGAUCCUACAGUUGAGUUCCUAAAUAAGUUUUAA